Messenger RNA from Schizophyllum commune H4-8, 294 nucleotides. RefSeq lists its product as uncharacterized. The transcript is spliced from 2 exons. The record is from RefSeq and is a predicted model, not a curated record. Bases 1 to 294 code for a protein of 97 amino acids. NCBI's taxonomy places the organism in Eukaryota, Fungi, Basidiomycota, Agaricomycetes, Agaricales, Schizophyllaceae.
AUGCCAACAGCAAGGAAAUCAAAGACGACACAGAAGGCAGCACCCGCACCGGAUGAAGUGGUCACUCACUUGGCUGGGGGCGCGAUGCAGUCGCAGUUUUGCAUCAAGGGCUACCAAGGCCUUCCUACCGCGACCGAAUCCGAGGCUGCUCUACCAGCGACCCGCACUACUUGGAGCCGCUCUGCGCGCAACACGCAACCACCACCCGCUCCUGCGCGCACGGCUCAACCGCCUCCCAUGCAAGCACAUCCCCCUCCACGGACUCCUCCUCCUCUGCCGGUUCAGCCGGCUUGA